AUGUUAGACCAACUGCAGUCACCUCUAUUCCGCCUCCCCAGGGAAUUGCGCGAUAACAUCUACGAACACUAUGCGCACGACGAAAAUGGCGUUUUCUACGACUAUGCCUCGGAUAAGCUUCGGUAUGAGACCCAGGAAAAACAUCAGGAGAUGACUGCGCUGACACGCUGCUGCAAGCAAGCAGCUGGGGAGAUGAAGGAUGCGGCCAUGCGAGCCAACACCCUAACUUUCUUCCCCGUGCGUUCUGAUCAAGACUGCAUCAGCGUAAAGGAUCUUGACUCCAAAGCUGGACGAUUUGAGCGACUGAUACAAAGCGCGAGGCGUAUGAAGAUGCAUAUGCUGCACUUCGUGGCCAAGGGCGAAUGCGUCAUCCCGGAGAUGGUUGAUCAGGUGGCCACCCGCUUUCCCAAUAUCGCCUGCUACUAUCGAAAAGCCUACGGUGCCAUCAAGGCAGGAGAUGAGCUAUAUGAGGGGACUGGAAUCAACCCAUUCGACUACAACUGA
Alternaria arbusti is the source of this 504-nucleotide messenger RNA. RefSeq lists its product as uncharacterized. The transcript has a single exon. Bases 1 to 504 code for a protein of 167 amino acids. The record is from RefSeq and is a predicted model, not a curated record. NCBI's taxonomy places the organism in Eukaryota, Fungi, Ascomycota, Dothideomycetes, Pleosporales, Pleosporaceae.